CGAUAUUGCUGUUUUUACAUAAAGCAAAUUUUAUUUUCGGUUUGGAAAAAGAAAUGAAAAAAAGAUUGAACAAAAAUAUUAGAUCAAACGUUUCAAGUUGAACCAUGUCGAACCCAUUUGGUUCCAGUUCGUCAAACAACCAAAAUGUGUUUGGGACUGUUUCCUCUCCAGUAUUUGGACAACAGCAGCAAGUGGGAUCGUUCGCAGCUCCAUCAAGCACAUUUGGUCAGAUAGCAUCAAGUUCUAGUCUAGGUCAGACUACAUCGUCAACUGUGUAUGGUCAAACUUCAAGCACAAAUGUUUUUGGGCAGAUUUCAAACCCUAGUCUGGGUCAGUCUUCAAGCAGUUCUAGCAUGUUUGGUCAGGCGGCUUCAUCAACCAAUGUAACACAGUCAAAUACAAGCUUGAGUCAGAUGCCUUCAAGUGCAAGCGUUUUAGGUCAGACAACUACAAACAUGUUUGGGAGGACACCUUCAAGUUCAAGCACUUUUGGAUCGAUUGGAAUGACAACACAAUCAAACCCCUUUGGUCAAGAUCCUGUUGGUGGAUCAAAUACAUUUGGAGGAAAUUUUGCUGCAACAACAGCAUCAACUAAUGUUUUUGGAGGCAAUGAAAGGAAUGCAAUCUCAGCACUAAGACAGAGCUCAGGAUCAAACAUGUUUGCCAGAAAUGUAAGCAACGGUAGCAACUUAGAAUCGGCACCACCGUCAGAAGGUUCAAGUGCUUCCAAUGCAUUUGGUCAGACCUCUUUAAGCUCUGCAUCAAACUUAUUAAGUCAUCCAUUUUCAACAGCAGCAGGUUCAUCCAAUGAUGGAGUCUCUUUUUCUUCAGGCGCUUCAAAUGUAUUUCAGCAAAAUCUGUUCAGCAAGCCAGUUAGGGUAAGUGCGGUUUUUGGUGGAACUCCUUCACAAUCAAGCUCGGUAACCUCAUCGAAUAAUCCAUUCAGCAGUGGAACAAGAGAAAAUAAAAGCUCAGAACAAGAAACAAGUCUUUCAUCUGCUUCUAAUGCAUCUACUGGAAUGUUUGGUAAACCUGCAUCUUCCCAUGGUAAAUCUGGUCCUUUUGGUGGCAAUGCUAAUCCAUCCAGUUCUUUGUUCGGUGGAUCAAAAUCUGACACGGCAGUUACAUCACAGGCAUCGAGUGCUGGUUUUUCAAAGCAAGAACAAAACAACCCAUUUGCUUCAAAGUCUGAUACAGGUUUAUUUGGUAAAGGGACAAAUGAUGCAAAGGAUACCAAUUCGUCUCGUAUAUUGUUCGGCAAGAGAAAGGUGAUUGGUGAAUCAACAAGGAGCUUUGGAACAUUUCAAGAGGAAGAAACUGGUCAAAGAGUAGAAGGAAAGAAAGAUGAACAGCCUGUUGGUGUAUUCACUGGUUCCAAAAAUAAGGGAGGAAAUGUUUUUGGAAAAAGCUCUGGAUUUGGCGCUCAAGGUCAGAGUCAGUCAAGUGCAGAAAGACAGGGACUGUUUGGAAAAGCAAGUAAUGAUGUAAAGGUUGGGUCGAAGCAUCAUGAAGAACGAGAUUAUAAUGAAUCUGCUUCAGAGAGGGAUGAAGAGGAGGCAAGGCCUGGAGCUUCCAGGGGAUUGUUUGGGAAAACUGGAACAUUAGAGUCGAGCACAUCAGGUGCAGGUGCCAAAAUUCAAAGACUAAGACAGCCAUCCAUAGAUGGAAAAGGUGCCCCCCCAGGAUCGAAAACACCAAUGAGGAGACAGAUAUCUGAAGACACAAGCACAAGAACCGCCAUAGUGUGUAGGAAUGUUCCCCCCAAGUUCAACUCUCGUGUAACUAUCAAGACUCACUUCAAAAAGUUUGGGGAAGUUCUUCAUGUCUUUCCUAACCCAUCAAAACUACAGGCCAUUGUGCAUUUUAAGACACAUGAUGCAGCAUCAGAGGCUAAGCGUAAGGGUCGUAUACUGGGAAGGGGCGUCCCACCAUUGACAAUAUUCUGGAGUAACUAUGAAAGGAGCCCUCGUGUAUCUGAUAGUGAAGAUCGGACAGGGAGGAAAAGACGGAGUGAAGAAGGUGCAGCCCCUAUACCAAAACGUGGACCAAAAUGGCAACAGGGAGAAAAUGUACAAGAAGAGCUGGAGGGUAUGGCGGGAACGUCUGACAUUGGUCGGUUCUCGGGUGGUCAGGAUGCGGGGUCAAGGCCAGAGGGUGGGGCUAAGAGACCUGAUAAGCCCCGUAGCUCAAGCCCUGCUACUACUGUGGCUUCAGCUUCUGAUGUGAAGACAGUGUCGGUAAGCAUGUUUGAGGGAGUUGGUGCGUGGAACACAACAGGACGGGUACAACUGCUGGAACUCAGAGAUAAAUACAUCAGACAGAACAAAGGAAAACGACAGACGGACCUGCAGACAGCAAAGGCGUUUGUCGGCACUUGCCCAGAUAUGUGUCCUGAGAAGGAGAGAUAUGAUCGAGAAGAUAAACGAUGCCUCAGUGUGUUUGAGAUCAUACCGGGUACAGAGAACAUUCCUGGGAAGAACCCACAGGUUGACCACUCCAAGGCUGUGAAGGAGUUUGUGAGGUCCUCCCCUGAUCAGGAUGAGCCCUUGCCACAGGACUUGCGCCCAAUACCAGUUUUGGAGUCGACCAUGAUUUACCUGCUAUCUGAGAUUGCCAAUCAUGGCCAGGAUGGCAGAUGGGGAGACUGGUUUGAUUUCCUCUGGAACAGAACAAGGGGAGUCAGGAAGGACAUCAUUCAACAACAGCUCAAUGAUGCGCAUGCUGCAAGCCUGAUUGAAAAGUGUGCCAGAUUUCACAUCUACUGCUCGGAGCGCCUUUGUGAAGAAGACAUGCACUCGUUUGAUGCCAAGAUCAACAACGAGAACUUGACAAAAUGUCUUCAGACACUGAAAGAGUUUUACGCUGAUUUGGAGACGAAGCAAAAUUACCAUUGUGAGAAUGAAGCGGAAUUUAGAGCGUAUACGGUACUCAUGAAUCUGAAUGAAGGAGACACUUUGAGGGAAGUACAAAACUUAAGGUCUGAGAUACGGACGUCAGUUUCUGUGAAGUUUGCACUUCAAGCUUUCUUUGCACUGAACAACAACAACUACAUCAAGUUUUUCCGCCUCGUGAAAAAAGCAUCAUACGGAAAUGCAUGCAUCCUGCACCGAUAUUUCACUCAAGUGCGAAACAAGGCCUUGACCUUAAUGAUGCGAGGAUUCAGCAUGGGAUCCAAAUCAGCUCAGGUUCCAUUCCAUGACCUUAUCCGCAUGCUAGCUUUUGAAGAUGAAGACGAAGCUGCCACGUUUUGCCAGCACUACGGAUUUCAAGUGACGGGAACCGACGUGAUUCUUGAUCGCUCAGAGUAUAUCGACCCAGAGAGCGCAUGGCCACCGAGACGCUCACGACUGAUUGAGUUGAAGUGUACAGUAUCCCCUGGGGAGUUUAUGAAUGGAGGACCAUUCGGCUCUGUCCUGCAUCUUCAGCCCACAAGCAGCUUUGAUGAUAGUGGAAGAUUCCACAGUAGGGUCGACUUGCCCAAGAAAGGUCAUGAGACACACCCUAAACAACCAGUGGCAAGUGAAGCUCCAAGGUCAGUAGAGCCUGUUGCCAAAGAAAUACCCCAACAACUUCAUCAACACCAUCAACAACAGCAGCAGCAGCAGCAGCAAGAACCUGUUGAAGAUGUAAGGCCGUUGUUGAAGAGAGUUCCUCCAGAGUUUAUCAAGGACUGCGCCAAGGUAUUGUUCUGGGAAGUGAUUGAUGAGAUGGUGCGGGGGAUCGGUGAAGACUCCAUGGUAGAUGUGAAUAACCGGCUGCACAUUGCUGAAGAUAUAUGUGCUACCACUACAGACACUGUUGUCAGCGAAGAAGUCAAGGCUCUCUCAGAAGAUGUGUUAGGGGAGGCUGAGGAUGAGUUAAGGAAAGCUUUACAGAAGCAACUACAAGAGAGGAAAGAUAGAGUGGCUGUCAUGCUUGCAGACGAUGUUAUAUAUGACCUUGUAGAUCAAGAGGUUUUGAACCUGGCCACCAUUGAAAUUAGAGAUGUAAAGGCCCAGCUGCGGAAAGAGUCUAUUGAAAGAGUGACUGUUGACAUUAGCCAGCAGAUGGUUGCUCAGGUUGUGUCAGAUAUGAUUGAGGAGGUGGCAGAAGAUGUGUUUGAAUCAGAUGUAAGACAGCGUAUAAAGCAACUGGCUGAGUUUGAAGAGCUUAUUAAGCUAAGUCGUGCUGGAAGAUUCUUGCAGAGAUGGAAGAAAGAAUACAAGGCUGUGACCAAACUGAAACGAGCAAUGGAGGAGUUUCCUUGUGCUCCUAACAUGCAGGGCUACUCAGAACAGGUCCGAGGCCUUAUUGCUGUAGAUGACCCAAAGGUUGCUAACAGGCAGUUCUAUGUGAACCAAAAAGCAAAGCUGACCAUUAACUCUGCUGUUGAGAUUGAGAAACAGAGAGAGCAGGCUAUGACCCAGGUUUUGGUGCAUUCACUGUAUCGGAGACUUCUGCAGAAUAACGCCUGGCAACCUCUUGAUCUGCCACGAAUUGUGGGGAAAAUCCUGGCUAGGAAAACCCCGUUUAAACCAGGAGAUAGAAAGUCACGGUCCAUCUUCUGGAAGCUGUUGCUGUGUUGUCCAGACGUUGAAACAAGCACCACCUCUUCUUCAGUUGACAUGGCAACGAAACACCUGUGCAAAUGGCUUAUUAGUAAAUGCAGCAAAGGAAUGCCUCCCGCAGAUCAUAGCAGCAUAAAGGGAAAUGUGAUCAGUUUGUAUAGAAGGAGCCUGAAUCUUGGCAAAGAUAACAGGUCUGUUGGAAUCUGUGUUCGAACACUGUAUGGACAACUAGACAAAGAUGAUGUCAGUGUCUUGGAAGAGGACCGCAGCUUGCUUGGGACAAGUGCAGCCAUGUUUGUUCUUCCUGCAUUCAACAAAAGGGAUAAAGAUGAUUCUACCUACUGGAGAGAACAGAGGGACAGAAUCCAGUCAAUUCUGGCAGUAAAACCAAAAGGCCAAUUCCCAUUGCUUGUUGUCCUAACAGCAGCAGCAAAUCAGAAACUGUCUUGCAAUGAAGUGUCACAGCUCUUGUCAUUGGAUGAUUCAUUUGAUGUGGAAAUCUUUUUGUUGGAAACUCAUGAGGAACUGCCAGAACAAAUUGAUGUUGUUGAUCCAUCAGUCAGUGAAAAGCUCUGUGUCCAUUUGCAAUGGCUUGCAGAGAAAUGCCAACCACCGCCAGAGCUUGAAGUGACAUAUCUCCGGGACUUCCUUGAAAAGGCUCUUCUAAAGUUUUAUUACACACCAGUACAAAACAACGCAAAACAAAGAAAAGUGCUUGGUUAUUUAGAGCAGGAUCCCAACAGUCUGCUAGAACUGUACAACUAUGUUGUUCAGUACUUAUGUGAGAUUGUAACCUUUGCUGAAUUGUACGACGUUUCCUGGCCUGUCUCCGAGUUUGCUCAGGGUCGAGAGGCAGCUCUACCAGCAAGCCAUUGGAACAAGGAAGAUCACUUCGAAUAUGUUCAUGGACAGAUUGCUUCCCUUGCUUUGCAUCCAUUUUUUCCAUUGGAUGAACUCUCAGAGGAGUGGUGUGACCUAAAGAAAGAUAUAUGGGCAUAUGUCAACAACAUUGCUGGGAGUGAUGUGUGUGGAGCUCGAAUUAAGCUGUGUUCAAGGUUGGAAGGCCUUCUUCACAAGGUAGAGGAAGACUUUGAGAUGACAUGCUACUUGUUGGAGGGGGAGGAACAAUGUCAACCAACAUACGCCAACGUUCCCUGGGGCCAUGUGGUGUCCUUGUUUAUUGACUAUAAGCUUGACACGAUGGAUUUUAGGGACCCUGACGUGUUAUCAGAUCAGAUGGACAAGGAGUUAAAGGUGGUGUACAUCAAGAAGGUGUUGGAAGAAUUCUUCGACCCUCCUCUAGAUUGGAAGUAUCAGGAGGCUGAGAAGGUGGUUCUAGAAACUCAAACAGUAGAUGAUUCUAUACUUUGUGCAGUUGAGAAAGUGAAACAGAAGCACAGAGAAUCAAGAACGAAAGUUGAAAUAGUUGUUGUUGAAGAUCAUAAUAGAGUCUCAAGUACGGUGCUUGAGGCUAAAGACAAAGCCAGUUUGAUUCUUUCUUCUAUAAGGUCAGAGAGAAGGAAGUCUGAUCAUUUUCAGAAAUAUCUUGAGAAAGCUUUGAACGAUGGUGGGGACGUUGCAAAGCAGACGUACGGUUUAGAUGAACCAUCAGCCUUUGUAAACAAAGAUCAAACUUUACAAGAAAGAGAUUUCACAAUGGGAGGCAUGGAUGGUGCCUUUGAUGCAACUGGGUAUUUCAACAGGUCUGAGAAUGAUUUGUCAACAAUGUUUGAUGAUGUUUACGAAAGGAAUGACAUUCCUAUGCCGAAAAGAAGGAAGUCAGACUUUGGUCCGCAGGAUUUGUCAGGCCUUUAUGGCAAGAAGAGGAGGGAAAGGCUGUCGGAGAUUUACAAUAAUGACCCAGUUAUGAUGUAUCUGAAUGAGCCAUCGCUUGUUGAGGGUAUGGCUUCACUUAAGGAAGAAAUUAAGAAGGAAAGGAGGAACAGUGACUUGUUUGAUAAAAAGCUGAGAGAUUUGCUUCAGCCAGGAAUGUUUUGAUAAAUGAACGUAAACAUUUGGUUUGAUUUUGAGUGAACCUCCUGCAUUGGAAGGCCAUUAGGGAGAGUGUUGGUCUUAGUGGAACUAUCAGUUUAAUGGAACUAUAAUCAUGUGUUAAUGGAACUAAAAUUAUGUGUUCACCUUGUAUUUUGUAAUGAUAUCUUGUACAAAUACACACAUAAAAGUGAUCAGUACUGUUUUGUUCCCAUGCCGAUAUUUGUACAUGAACAUAUACAUGAAUUUGACUUAAAUAAAUCAUUGAAUCAUUUGUAAAAUUAUGUCUUUAUAUCAGUGAAUAUAUUUGUAAAAGUUAUCAUGUCUUGAUGUUCAUUAACAUAGUUAAAGGGACUCUCUCAUGUUUUUGUAAGAUGCCUUGUUUUGUAUGCCUAAAUAAAGGAUGGAAAUUCAUUAGGAUUGUUAAAACUAAGAUACUGACGGUUGUAACCCUUCAACAAAUGUUGAUAUAUGCUCAAAUAUUGUC
Mya arenaria is the source of this 7026-nucleotide messenger RNA. RefSeq names its product germinal-center associated nuclear protein-like. The coding region runs from base 105 to 6545 and encodes 2146 amino acids. Gene Ontology annotation, biological process: mRNA export from nucleus. The record is from RefSeq and is a predicted model, not a curated record. The transcript is spliced from 31 exons. NCBI's taxonomy places the organism in Eukaryota, Metazoa, Mollusca, Bivalvia, Myida, Myidae. Gene Ontology annotation, molecular function: nucleic acid binding. Gene Ontology annotation, cellular component: transcription export complex 2; nucleus; cytoplasm.